CGGCCACCAGUUUGCUCGAAGCGCUCGUGGAGAGAGGUUGUUUACCGUGUUGUAGAUCGCGUGUGACUGCCCGCGUGGAGUGUUACUUGCAGUGUUUUGUGUUGAGUGGAGUGCGUGUUGUGUAUUUAUUUUAAGUGUACUGAUAAUGAUUGCGUUUGUCUGACGCCAUGUAUCCAAGUGCGGGCGCGAUGAACGCCGCCGCCGCUGCAGCAGCUGUGGCGGCCGCAAGGCAUCCGGGACCACCGCAGCCCGGCCAACCAAUCAAGUUCACGGUGGGUGAAUCGUGUGACAGGAUCAAAGAGGAGUUUAACUUUCUGCAAGCCCAAUAUCAUAAUUUAAAAUUAGAAUGCGAGAAACUGGCCAGUGAGAAAAUUGAAAUACAGAGGCAUUAUGUUAUGUACUAUGAAAUGUCGUAUGGGCUCAACGUGGAGAUGCAUAAACAGACAGAAAUAGCGAAGCGGCUAAACGCGAUAAUAGCGCAGAUCCUGCCAUUCCUGUCGCAGGAGCACCAGCAGCAAGUGGCGUCGGCGGUGGAGAGAGCGAAGCAGGUCACCAUGACGGAACUCAACGCUAUUAUAGGGCAACAACGGCCGGACCUGCCUAGGUUACUUCAACAAAUGCACGCAGCGCACUUACCAGCGCACGGGGCCCCGCCCCUACCGCUUCUAGGACAGGGUACUCUGCCCCCGGCGGGCCUCCUGGGGCUGGGAGUGCCGCCACAUCAUCCCCUUUCAGUUUUAGCCAAACCACCAGAUAUUCACAGGCCAGAUGAUAAGGGAAACGGUAUCAGUUCAGCAGAGGAGAGACAUAGAAAUUCAAUAUCCCCAGGUGAGAGGGAGAAAUACAGAACGCGAAGUCCAGCGGAGCCAGACCAUAAGAAACUUAAAAAAGAAGAAAAGGACAUGGGCCAUGAAUUAGUAGUGGACGACGCUAGCGAGGAACCUACGUCACCACACAACGGCGCUCCAUCACCUAGAGAAAACGGCCUGGAUAAACUACAACCAAAAAAGGAACAUCCGCCUCAUAGCCCCAGAUCGGGUACCUCUAGUAACGCCUCAACGCCCUCAGCAAAGAAAUUAGACGAGAAACCAAGCACGCCAAUAUCGAAGCCAGUUACGCCCACGUCAGGAGCGAGCGGCGUUGCCUCGGGCGCACCGCUCAAGGCCGCAGUGAAGCCCCCCGCGCUCCAGUACCCCUACCUGGGCAACGGGGCACACGACGCGUAUGGACUGGCGGGUUAUUCCGCGCGAGCGGCCCUGGCCUAUGAGCCGCUGCGUCCGCCGAUAGGACCUUCGUCUCUUGCGCCAAUUCCUGGCGGAAAGCCGGCAUAUUCGUUCCACGUGUCAGCGGAGGGACAAAUGCAGCCAGUGCCCUUUCCACCCGACGCGCUUAUGGGCCCCGGGAUUCCUCGGCAUGCGCGGCAGGUUUCAGCCCUAGCACACGGCGAGGUCGUGUGUGCUGUGACGGUGUCGUCACCCACGAAGUACGUGUACACGGGCGGCAAGGGCUGCGUCAAGGUGUGGGACAUCAGCCAGCCUAGCAAGGCGCCCGUCAGCCAACUGGACUGCUUGCAACGAGAUAACUACAUACGAUCGGUGAAGCUCCUGCCCGACGGACGCACGCUCAUCGUCGGGGGCGAAGCCUCCAACCUGUCAAUAUGGGACCUCGCCUCCCCCACGCCGCGAAUCAAGGCUGAGCUCACGUCUUCAGCGCCUGCUUGCUAUGCGCUCGCUAUUAGUCCCGACUCUAAGGUGUGCUUCAGCUGUUGUUCUGACGGUCAUAUCGCGGUAUGGGAUCUUCACAACCAGACGCUGGUGCGGCAGUUCCAAGGUCACACGGAUGGAGCGUCGUGCAUAGACAUCUCGGCAGACGGCACUAAGUUGUGGACUGGAGGACUUGACAAUACUGUGCGAUCGUGGGAUCUCAGAGAAGGUCGGCAGUUGCAGCAACAUGACUUCAGCUCACAAAUAUUCUCACUAGGAUACUGUCCCACAGGUGAGUGGCUGGCCGUGGGCAUGGAGAACAGCAACGUGGAGGUGCUGCACGCCGUGAAGCCGGACAAGUACCAGCUGCACCUGCACGAGUCGUGCGUGCUGUCGCUGCGCUUCGCCUCCUGCGGCAAGUGGUUCGUGUCCACCGGCAAGGACAACCUGCUCAACGCCUGGCGCACGCCCUACGGAGCCAGCAUAUUCCAGUCAAAGGAGUCCUCAUCGGUGCUAAGCUGCGACAUCUCGUCGGACGACAAGUACAUAGUGACCGGGUCGGGCGACAAGAAAGCCACGGUGUACGAAGUGAUCUACUAGUGACCUGGCGGACAGUACAAACGAACAAAACAGAUCAAUAGUGAGUGAGUGAGUGAAAGAUGCGCGAACAAGUGGUGAUAUAGCUUUAGUGUAUGUAUAGAUAUGGUGUAUGUAAGUACUGAUGCGACGUGUUUAUAUAGUUUAGUGCGCGGUUAUGUUUAUGUUGGCGCCGUAGUGUAUGUUGGCAGCAGAUCUCAGAAUGAUGAUUUCGUUUCAUUAUUGUUGUAAAAUGCUCGUAUUAAAAAGAUAUGCGCAAAUUA
This is a messenger RNA of Leptidea sinapis, 2563 nucleotides long. It is a transcript of the gene Gro, whose product is annotated as protein groucho-like. NCBI's taxonomy places the organism in Eukaryota, Metazoa, Arthropoda, Insecta, Lepidoptera, Pieridae. The transcript is spliced from 16 exons. Gene Ontology annotation, molecular function: protein binding; transcription corepressor activity. Bases 168 to 2303 code for a protein of 711 amino acids. Gene Ontology annotation, biological process: negative regulation of canonical Wnt signaling pathway; regulation of DNA-templated transcription. Gene Ontology annotation, cellular component: nucleus; transcription regulator complex. The record is from RefSeq and is a predicted model, not a curated record.